GCUUGUGCGACACUUUAGUACGUGACGAGAAGUGUUAAAUGUUGUUUCGACCUAUCUGUCAGAAGCGAACAUAUCGUUGAUUUUUCAUAAUAUCUCGAAAGAGCUUAGUGAAUUCAGUGCCAAUUGGAUUUUUUUAAUUGUCAAGGUAUCGCUGAAAAUACAGCAAUGUUCACAGGGGGGAAAAAAUGGGCGGCUCGUUGUGAGGAGUUGUUCUCGUACAUUCGUCGCGUUAUUUUACGAGAGAGAAAUUUUCAAGGUGGAGAUCAGCACAGCCAUCGUGGACACGGUUGAAUUUAUUUUUACGCUGCUCGAUAUCGUUGUACGCCUGUAGGAACGGACACUCAUCAUUGCCAGAAAUAGAUAUCGAUUAAUCACCAAUGGGGAAAGAUUAUUAUAAGAUAUUAGGCAUAACCAAAACUGCCACAGACGAUGAGAUCAAGAAAGCAUACAGAAAGCUCGCUUUAAAAUAUCAUCCUGAUAAGAACAGAAGUGCAGAUGCAGAAGAAAAGUUUAAAGAAAUAGCAGAGGCUUACGAAGUACUUUCCGAUGCUAAGAAGAGAGAUGUUUAUGAUAAAUAUGGAGAAGAAGGCCUGAAAGGCGAAGCUGGAUCUACAAGACAUGGAGGUGGCCCAACAUACAGCUUCCACGGCGAUCCAAAAGCAACGUUUGCUCAAUUCUUUGGUUCUGCUAGUCCCUUCCAAAACUUCUUCGAGUUUGGUAACCCUAUAGGAAACAGGGUAUUCUGUUUCCAUGAUGAUGAAAUGGACAUAGAUGAUCCACUUGGUUUGGGAGUAGGGCCCCAGCAUCAAAGUUCUCAAGGUGGUGCCUUCAGAUCGCAUUCAUUCAAUUUCGUGGGACCUACCUCGACCAAAGGAGGUGGCAAAGAUCGUGCUCAAGAUCCUGCUAUAGAACAUGAUUUAUGUAUCACUUUGGAGGAGAUUCUACGUGGUUGUACAAAGAAAAUGAAAAUCUCUAGGAGGGUUGUACAACCUGAUGGCACUACAAGGAAAGAAGACAAAGUUCUUACAAUCAAUGUAAAACCAGGAUGGAAGGCUGGUACCAAGAUCACUUUCCAAAGAGAAGGUGACCAGGGCCGUGGAAAAGUUCCAGCAGAUAUUGUUUUUAUCAUCAGAGACAAGCCACAUCCUCUAUUUAGAAGAGAAGGCAGCGAUAUAAGAUACCCUUGCAAGAUGAGUUUAAAACAAGCUCUUUGUGGUACUGUCAUUGAAGUUCCUACGCUUACUGGCGAAAAAAUCACUUUAAAUCUGACAAGGGAGAUUGUUAAACCUAAUUUGGUCAAGAGGAUUCAAGGGCAUGGCCUACCAUUCCCAAAAGAACCAUCAAGAAAAGGCGACCUUCUAGUUUCAUUCGACAUCAAAUUUCCCGAAUCAUUAUCGCAAAGUGCUAAGGACAUAUUGUAUGAUACUCUGCCAAAUUGAACAUGAAAUUGAAAGGAAAGUAUAUGGAUAAUUGUCAUCACAACGACAGUUCUCUAAUCGUCCCAAUUGACGAGAGUAAACACUCGUGUACGUUCUAGUACAUAAUAUGUGGUUAGAGAGCUGUGAAUAAUAAUUGUCGAGGCAAAGAAAAUAAUUUUAUCUCAUAGUUAGGGAAAAUGUGAUUUACACAUUAGUAAGAUGUAAAAAUCAAUUUUUUGAUUUGAAUUUUGGCAAGGCUUGUUUUCGUUGGAAUAUAAAACGAAAAAUAAAGGAAAGAAAAGUUGCUUUUGUAGUACAAUGGAAAUCUACUUUGCCUCUACAUGCGGGAAAAAUGAUCCUAAAUACUGAUUAAGAUUAAAUAUAUUACAUUAAGUUAUGCGAUUUAACAGUAAGAGUCUGUUACCGUACAACUCCGUGAUCACGGUUUAAUUAAUUUGUUUAUUAUGUACAUUCAGAGUAUGUAUUCUGUAUGCAUCUUGAGUAAACGAGUUUAUGCCUGUGAACGUAUACGUGGUAUAUAAGUAUUACGUUGAUAGUGUAAAUGCGAUACGUAUGUCCGAUUUGUACGAGUGAUAAUUUCUGCUGAAAUAUGACAAAUUGAGCCACCGUCAUUGUGUUCAAAUCAUUACACAUUAUUUCUUUUUUCAUCCAUAUAUCGUCACUCAAUUGUUUAAUAACGUAAAUAAAUAUGCGCAGUAACAAAUUUAGAGGAAUAGUAUUUAAGCAUUCAAAAAGAGCUCAUAAAUCUCAUUAUUGUUCAUAUUUACAAUGGAUAGUGGCACAGUUUGUUACAUGGACGCAGACGUGCGUAUAAACAAGUAAUUAUUUGUAAUAUCGAGCUGAUUGUUUUCUUAUGUCACGCGUCUUCUUAAUUUUAACGGUUGGUUAAUUAUUUGUACGUUAAAAUAAUAUCGAUACAAUUAAGU
Colletes gigas is the source of this 2365-nucleotide messenger RNA. Its product is annotated as dnaJ protein homolog 1. The coding region runs from base 378 to 1439 and encodes 353 amino acids. The transcript has 3 exons. Gene Ontology annotation, biological process: negative regulation of transcription by RNA polymerase II. The record is from RefSeq and is a predicted model, not a curated record. Lineage: Eukaryota; Metazoa; Arthropoda; Insecta; Hymenoptera; Colletidae. Gene Ontology annotation, cellular component: cytosol. Gene Ontology annotation, molecular function: protein-folding chaperone binding.